AUGAACCGUCUCUUCUACGCCGCUUGCUUUAUGGCUCUCCUCCAGUGGACUGCACUGGCCAUGCCGACUCUUGCUCCACGAGCAGACCAAGUCGCAGCCUCGCACAAGGGACAAUCGGACGAGAAAUGCUUCCUCGGAUGCGGGCUAUUCGGCAACAGCUUCUACACUUACCCCUUUGGCAGCUCUUACCUCGUCAACCCUUAUAACCUCUACUAUGGCAACUCUUUCUAUGGUGGCGGCCUCAACUACAACUUGGGUUACAACAACCUCUACGGCAACUUCGGCAUCGGCGCUAACGUAGGACUGUUCAAGAAGGACGCGGCUGAACCAAACAAACACCAUGAGAACUCGGCCUGA
This is a messenger RNA of Puccinia graminis f. sp. tritici CRL 75-36-700-3, 357 nucleotides long. RefSeq lists its product as uncharacterized. The transcript is spliced from 2 exons. The record is from RefSeq and is a predicted model, not a curated record. NCBI's taxonomy places the organism in Eukaryota, Fungi, Basidiomycota, Pucciniomycetes, Pucciniales, Pucciniaceae. The coding region runs from base 1 to 357 and encodes 118 amino acids.